AUGGUGACCGAUGGGAUAGUCUUGGGGCACAAGAUCUCUCACAAGGGCAUUGAAGUUGACCCAGCCAAAGUGGAGGUAAUAGAAAAACUCCCUCCACCCAUCAAUGUCAAGGGAAUUAGGGGUUUCUUGGGGCUUGCUGGCUUUUCCAGAAGAUUUUUUAAAGAUUUUUCAAUGAUAGCCAGACCCCUAAGUAAUCUUCUAAACAAAGACACUCCCUUUUGCUUUAACGAUUCUUGUUUGAAAGCUAUUGAAGCUUUGAAGGCUAGACUCACCUCUGCACCCAUAAUCACUGCACCGGAUUGGAAACUUGAUUUUGAACUCAUGUGUGAUGCUAGUGAUUAUGCAGUUGGGGAAGUCUUAGGCCAAAGGAGGGCUAAAAAUUUUCAUGCUAUUCACUAUGCUAGUAAGGUUUUAAAUGAGGCACAAAUUAAUUAUGCCACUACUGAAAAAGAGUUGCUAGCCACAGCGUUUGCAUUGGAAAAGUUUCGGUCCUAUCUGAUUGGUUCCAAAGUGGUUGGGUUCACAAAUCAUGCAGUAAUUAAGUAUUUACUCACCAAGCUGGAUUCCAAGCCAAGACUCAUUAGGUGGAUUCUUCUCCUUCAAGAAAUUUAUUUGGAGAUCAAAGACAAGAGUGGCAAGGAAAAUCUGGUUGCUGACCACCUCUCAAGGCUUGUGAAUGAUGAGUUGACCAUGAAGGAGAGGGAGUUCUUGGAGGAAUUCCCUGAUGAAAAAUUGCUCAUGGUGCAGGAACGACCUUGGUUUGCUGACUUAGAAAACUUCAAGGCAGUUGGAGUCCUACCUGAAGAUUUCACAUGGCACCAGAAAAAGAAAUUCCUCCGUGACGCUACCUAUUAUGUAUGGGAUGAUCCUCACUUGUUCAAUAUUGGCUCAGACGGCCUACUAAGGAGGUGUGUUUCUAGAGAGGAGGCCAAGAGUAUUUUGUGGCACUGUCAUAACUCCCCUUAUGGAGGACACUUCAACGGAGUGAGGACAGCUGCCAAGGUGCUUCAAUAUGGUUUUUACUGCCCGACACUCUUCAAAGAUGCCCACAGUCAUGCCAAGCAGUGUGACAGUUUGGACUAUGUCUCAAGAUGGGUUGAAGCUAUUGCUUCACCCAAGGUGGAUGGCAAAACAAUGGUGAAGUUCCUCAAGAAGCACAUUUUUAGCAGAUUUGGCACCCCUAGGGUACUUAUCAGUGAUGGAGGUUCUCACUUCUGUAAUUCUCAGUUGGAGAGGGCUCUAGAACAUUAUGGAGUCCAUCAUAAGGUUGCCACCGCCUAUCACCCGCAAACCAAUGGUCAAGCUGAGGUUUCUAAUAGAGAGAUUAAGAGGAUUUUGGAGAAAACUGUGUCAUCUUCAAGGAAGGAUUGGUCUACAAAGCUUGAUGAAGCUCUAUGGGCUUAUAGGAUUACCUUCAAGUCUCCAAUUGGUCUCACUCCAUUUCAAUUGGUGUAUGGGAAAGCUUGCCACCUUCCUGUAGAAUUGGAGCACAAAGCUUAUUGGGCUUUGAAGAUGUUGAACUUUGAUUCUCUUAGUACUGGUGAGAAGAGGAAGUUGGAGCUGCAUGCUCUUGAUGAAUUGAGGCUACAAGCCUAUGAAUCAUCCAAGCUAUACAAGGAGAAAGUCAAGAGUUAUCAUGAUAAGAAGAUUCUCAAGAGGGAGUUCAGGGCAGGCCAGUCGGUGCUACUGUUCAAUUCUAGGCUCAAACUAUUUCCUGGAAAAUUAAGAUCUAAGUGGUCUGGCCCUUUCAGAGUCAAGGAGGUGAAACCCUAUGGUGCCAUAGAAAUUGAUGAUCCUAAGGCACAGAGACAAUGGGUUGUGAAUGGACAAUGGUUGAAACCCUACUUGGGUGGAGAAAUGGCAUCCUCAAGCAAGCGUUCCCGCCCCGACCAACCUGGUCCGCCUCCCCGCAAGCCUAGUAGGCCUUAUUCCUGCUAA
Molecule: messenger RNA, 1938 nt
Organism: Cajanus cajan (pigeon pea)
Lineage: Eukaryota; Viridiplantae; Streptophyta; Magnoliopsida; Fabales; Fabaceae
Biological process (GO): DNA integration
Molecular function (GO): nucleic acid binding
Source: RefSeq, a predicted model, not a curated record